AAUACGCGAUCUGAUUGGUGGAGAGCUCUAAAGGAGGCAUCUGAUUGGGCGAGGAGAGGGGAGGAGCUGUCCAUGGUCGGGGGCGGAGCUGUCCGUGGUAGGGGGCGGAGCUGUCCAUGGUCAGGGGCGGAGAGAACUGGGAAGGAAUGGAGCGGGGGUUGCCCUUCGCUGUCCCUGUUGCCAAGAAGGGGGAAUUGGGCAAAAAACACCCGGAAAAGGCAUUCGAGACUUAAAUCUGAUAGAAAACAGAGUUAUCUUUUAUAUUUCUCCCGUUAAUACGGGGAGGAAUGGAGGUUCCGUCCCAUUGUCCUCCAGGCGAAAAAACCGGGACAGCCUCACCGGGAAAAAACUUUGGUUUUGACCUUGAUUCUAAUAGAAAACCAGCUGCUGUUUGUUCCUCCGAUUGUUUUCUUGCUUGUUUGCCCCAUUAAAACACAGCGCUGGGCACUGUCCCAUUGCUGUGCCUUCUCAUCCCCCUGGACUCAACUCAGCCCCGUCCCCUCAUGCACUGACCCCUCGCUUUAAUCCGAUUGCCGCUAUGAAUAGCAGCCGAGAGAGGGCAGGGAAGGGGGAGGGGAGGUUGUGUGGCUCAUCCCGCCCCAUUUGGGCACUCACUGCUCUGCACAUCCCCCUUAUGGCUUCUCUGUUCGCUGGGAAAGUGUUGCUCGUCAACAACAGGGACCGGGAUGAGGUGGAGACGGAACGGGAGCUGUGUUUGGUGCUGGAGAACAGGGUGGUUCUGCUGUAUUUUGGGGCUGCCGAAUGCCCGCGGUGCAGGAGAUUCGUGCCGAGGUUGAAGGAUUUCUUUGUGAGGUUGACGGAUGAGUUCUACGUGGAAAGGGCAUCGCAGCUGUGUUUGGUGUACGUGUCCCGAGAUGCCACCGCACAGCAGGAGGAGGCCUUCCUCAAGUCCAUGCCCAAGAGGUGGCUGUCGUUACCCUUCGGGGAUGAGUUCAAGAGGGAACUGGAGCUGCGCUUUGAGGUGUCUGAGGUGCCCAGGGUGGUGGUACUGAAACCCAACGGGGACGUCAUCGUUGGGAACGCUGUGGAUGAGAUCACCAGGAUGGGUCCUGCCUGCUUCCAGAACUGGCAGGAGGCAGCAGAGCUGGUGGACAGGAAUUUCCGACUGGCAGAAGAUUUCGAUGACUGUGCCAGGAGGAGCAUCACCGACCCCCUCCGGCGCCUCAAGUACAAACUGGGCAAGGGGGAGGAAUCCAGGAGUGAAGAGCAGAAAGAGGAGGGUGAUGAGUCCUCAUAGGGGCUGGUUGGGACGUCCCUUGGGUUGUUGUCCCACAGUGAUCAACUGGGGACAUCCCUUGGGUUGUUAUUGUCCCUAUGUGAUCAAUUGGGGUCAUCCCUCGGGUUGUUAUCCUGAUGUGAUCAAUUGGGGACGUCCCUUGGGUUGUUGUCCCUAUGUGAUUAAUUGGGGAAGUCCCUUGGAUUGUCCCUCUGUGAUUGACUGUGAAUAUCCCUUGGGAUGCUGUGCCAAUGUGAUCAAUUGGGGGACAUCCUUUGGGUGUGAAUCCCAACACGAUUGAUUGGGGAUGUCCCUUUGGUUGCUGUCCCAACAUGGUUGAUUGGGCAAGAGGGAAGAAUCAGAGAGUGAAGAGCAGAAAGGAGACAGUGAUGAGUCCUCAUAGGAGCUGGUUGGGACAUCUCUUGGGUUGUUUUCCCACUGUGAUCAAUUGGGGUCAUCCCUUGGGUUGUUAUCCUGAUGUGAUCAACUGGGGACAUCCCUUGGGUUGUCCCUCUGUGAUUGACUGGACAAACAAACUCGUUCUGCCCCCUCACAUGGCUCCUGUUGCCCUCUGUUACUCAUUUAUGGGUCCCCCAAUUCCACCACAAGGGGAAGAGCCAAGAGUUUAGAAGCUCAUGGGAUGUGAAGGAUCUGGGCAAUGCAGGCAGGUAGAUGGAGAGGCUGCGCGAGGUCGGCUGGUUCGACUUGUUUUCUCACUUAAUCCUCUUUGCCCAGCAAGUUGGACAGGUAGGUGAGGAAUAAUCCCAUAAAACAAAUGGUUGGGAGGGACACCGCGUUAGAAACGUCCUUCUCUGGGUGCUCCCUGCGUUCUGUAUGGCACUGAGUGAAUAAAACCUGAAAGUCCUUUCGGGUGAUGGAGGAGUCAAACUGUGCUGUCUGCUGUGCUCCUUGUGGUCACCAAUGGGGCAAUGCUGCGUUUCCUUGGGGCAACGUGAGACAGCUGAGGGAAGAAAUAAGGAUUUUAAUGACAAAUAAUGAAUGUGGAGAAAUGGGAAGGAGGUGAAGGGCGACGUUUCCACCUCAAAGUGAAUACCGAGGCUAUAAAUUGGCACUCAGGUGCUGCUCGUGCCCAUGUCAAUAGAAAGACACCCAACACUGGAAUUUAUUGAGAGAAAAAUAACAUAAAAGGUGGACUUUUAUCAGCCCUACCCAUCAGGUUUUUGACCCACUCGGUUUUUAACUCAUUGAGUUUUUAACCCAUUGGAUUUUGAACGGAUUGUCUUUUUAAGCCAUCGAGUUUUUAACCCACGUUAUGGAUGUGAGAAGAGGUGAUGCUGAGCAAUCCAAAGUAAUGCUAUGUAGAGUAGGUCGAAUCAUCAUGGAGUCAUAGGAUGGGCUGGGUUGGAAGAGGCCUUAAAGAUCAUGGAACUGAUGGAGGUUGGGUCCUUGAAGAUAAUGGAACCAUGGAGUGGGUUGUGUUGGGUCCUCAAAGAUAAUGGAACCACGGGAUGGGUUGGUUUGGGUCCUCAAAGGUUGUAGAACCAUGGAAUCAUAGGAUGGAUUGGGUUGGUGGAAUCCUUAAAGAUCAUGGGACAGCUUGGGAAGUCCUGCACGAAGCUCAGCUUCAGAAGAGGUGGGAAAGAGCAGUGCUGUUCAGGGGAACUCAACAUGAUAAGAACCCUGAAACUUGAAGGGAGGGGAAAACUCACAGCUCACCUCCACAGCUUCAGAUCAGGACGGAGACAUAUUCAUUUGUUCCAAACAUUAAACAUAUUGGUGUCAUACUUGCUUUGCUUU
This is a messenger RNA of Coturnix japonica (Japanese quail), 2995 nucleotides long. It is a transcript of the gene NXNL1, whose product is annotated as nucleoredoxin like 1. The record is from RefSeq and is a predicted model, not a curated record. NCBI's taxonomy places the organism in Eukaryota, Metazoa, Chordata, Aves, Galliformes, Phasianidae. Gene Ontology annotation, biological process: photoreceptor cell maintenance. Gene Ontology annotation, cellular component: mitochondrion.